Messenger RNA from Melanotaenia boesemani (Boeseman's rainbowfish), 1991 nucleotides. It is a transcript of the gene mmaa, whose product is annotated as metabolism of cobalamin associated A. Lineage: Eukaryota; Metazoa; Chordata; Actinopteri; Atheriniformes; Melanotaeniidae. Gene Ontology annotation, molecular function: GTPase activity; GTP binding. The transcript has 7 exons. Gene Ontology annotation, cellular component: cytoplasm. The coding region runs from base 108 to 1334 and encodes 408 amino acids. The record is from RefSeq and is a predicted model, not a curated record.
UCACCGGAAACAGGAAGAGAAUGAAUGGAACAAGGUUUCUAUGAGCGACUCUGUUAUUAUAGCACUGCCCCUGGUCCGAGGUCAGCAAGCCACACAUUUGUCACGGAAUGAGACGAUUUGGGGUCUUUCUUCUCCGCCACAUCUCUCGUUCCGCAUUUAAUGUGCUCCGAGUCACUAGGACAUGUUGCCUUCAUCAUGGCACCUUCACUGUUUCACUCCCAUGCCACAGAAGCACCAUCCCGGGCCACAGUUGCCCCCAUUGGAGGGGGGUGGGCAGCAUUGCUGUAAGCCACCAUAUACAGGACCUGAGAGGCCCUGAACAGAGACUGUUGAACAAACUGUAUGAUGGACUGAUCUCAGGACAGCGGGCAUCUUUGGCUGAGUCCAUCACUCUGGUUGAAACCCAGCAUCCCAGGAAGAAAGAGCUGGCCCAGGUGCUGCUGCAGAGGGUGCUGGCAUACAAGAGGGAGCAGGAGAGGCGUAAUGGAGGGAAGCCACUGGCCUUCAGAGUAGGUCUCUCUGGUCCCCCUGGAGCUGGGAAGUCAUCUUUCAUUGAGGUGGUGGGGAAAAUGCUGACUGGACGUGGACAUAAAGUGGCAGUUCUGGCUGUUGACCCGUCCUCCUGUACCACAGGAGGGUCCCUGCUGGGUGAUAAAACUCGUAUGACUGAGCUCUCGAGAGACAUGAACGCUUUUAUUAGACCGUCUCCAACCUCAGGAACACUCGGCGGCGUCACCAGGACAACCAAUGAGGCCAUUGUUCUCUGUGAGGGAGCAGGAUAUGACAUUGUUCUUGUGGAGACUGUUGGUGUUGGCCAGUCAGAGUUUGCAGUGGCAGACAUGGUUGACAUGUUUGUACUUCUGAUUCCACCAGCAGGGGGCGAUGAGCUUCAGGGUAUCAAGCGGGGCAUCAUCGAGAGGGCAGACUUAGUGGUGGUGACAAAAUCAGAUGGAGACUUGGUGGUGCCGGCCAGGAGGAUCCAGGCAGAAUACAUCAGUGCCCUCAAGCUGCUCAGGAGACAAUCCAAGUCCUGGAACCCUAAGGUGGUGCGUGCCUCCUCACAAACCUUUGAAGGCAUCCCAGAGGUGUGGGGCAAGAUGGAGUCGUACAGGGACGUCAUGUUGACCAGUGGUGAACUGCAGGGUCGACGAAGGGCUCAGCAGAAAGUUUGGAUGUGGAGUUUGAUACAGGAAAACGUCCUCUGCCAUUUCCAAAAUCACCCGAGCGUCAGGGAGACUCUGCCUCGCCUCGAGGAGAGGGUCACCAAAGGAGACAUCUCUCCUGGACUGGCGGCGGACCUGCUGAUCAAAGCUUUCUCAACAUCAUCAUCAUAAUGAUCCCUGCAACUGCACUUUUUAAAAAAGAUGGAUGCCUCGUUGCUGAUCAGGGCCACCGGGUGCUAACAGAAACCAGGACUUUGUGGUUUGCACAAAAAGAAGUGUUUAUUAUGAUUUAGUUUUAAAUUGGAGAAACUCUGGAGAAACUUUAAAAUGACAAAAGCAGAGUGCUGACAGGUAUGUUUCAUCCACUGCUAUGACACAUUUACAAAUGGCAAAAAGGAACAAUGUAUUUGUGUUCUUAGACAGAAAAAGCCACGUUAUCAUCCUGGUGUUUUAAAGCAGAUACCUGGUCUGCCUCCUCAGUGGAACACUACAGGCCGACAGCCGUUUUAAUGAGAUCAGCAUAGCUUGAUUUGAAAGGUGAUCUCACUCUUCCUCACCUUCAUCACGAUCAAAAUGAAACUUUAUGACUCAAAAAAAAAUAAAAAUGUCCAUUCAAGUGCUAGAGUAGAAUACUGGGAUGUGUUGUGUAACCACCUUUCAGUUGUUAAACUUCUUCAGACAAACUUUUUUUUUUUUACUUAGGGAAAGAACUAUUUUCUUUUUUUUUUUUUUUAUUAUUGAUUAUAAUUUUUCUGAGUGGAUCCAUACAAGAGUGUAGUGAAUUUUUUAAUACAUUACAGAAUAACAUUAAACCUGUCGCUGCAGUUG